Molecule: messenger RNA, 1805 nt
Organism: Helicoverpa armigera (cotton bollworm)
Lineage: Eukaryota; Metazoa; Arthropoda; Insecta; Lepidoptera; Noctuidae
Gene: ATP6AP2
Product: ATPase H(+)-transporting accessory protein 2
Exons: 8
Coding region: 107-1174 (355 amino acids)
Biological process (GO): positive regulation of Wnt signaling pathway
Cellular component (GO): external side of plasma membrane; membrane
Molecular function (GO): signaling receptor activity
Source: RefSeq, a predicted model, not a curated record
UUAAAAAAUGGUUAUUGUUAUUUGGUUGGUAGUGAUUUUUUUUUUAACAUGGUAAUACAGAAAUCAUAUGACAAUCAUUUGAGUCCGUCGUAUAUUUCCGAACAAAAUGGCUGUAGCCAUGGCUCUGUUUUGGGUUUCUCUUGUUUUAUCAGUAAUCGGCUCCAAUGCUGGGGGAGAGUUCAGUGUUCUUCAUAGUCCGGAAUCCCUUAAAUUCUCGGGUUCAGGAAAAACCAUGGAAAGUCUCCUGAAAGAGAUCUUUUCAGCUGCACUGGGACUCUCCGUCGAAGAGAAUUCAGAAUGGAAAGGCAUGUAUGUCAUGGAUCCCUUCAACACACCGGAAGCCGUUGUGGAGGUUUACAUUGAUGGUGUCUCCAGCCUUGGUGAAACUGCAGGAUUAAAGUCCAAAACCUACCCUCUGAUUGUGAACGAGUACGAGCCAGACACAUUCCAAGGUGUUAAACACAGGAUCAAGCAGCGCUUCACUAACGGUGGAAACAAGAUCGCUAAUGUCAAGUUAUAUGAUAGCAAUGAGCUCAACACCGAGGAAUUCAAGAAUGCGUUUGGUGAUGUGAAACCUCCCAAAGUUCCCAAACUGAAUUUAAUUCACUUGAAGUACACAGUAGAUGAAGACUAUCACUUCAUGAAUGAGCUCGCUACUUUGAGAGCUAUCAUCAAAAAGAUUGAGAGUGGUGCUAUUGUUCCUGAUAACAUUAUUGAUUUCUACAACUUCCGUUUCCGUUCUCUGCAUGCUCUGUCAGACUACCAUGGACCUAGCUCCCUGCAAGCUAAAGAAGCCAAAAAAUUGCUAGCCGAAGCUAUCGAAGACCUGAGCCAGGCAUUUGUGGCAGCUUACGAUGGCUCCGUGCUGGUCACGGCUGUCACUACAGACGUUGCUCACACUCGCCGUCCCAUCCGAUCCGUCGAUACCCCCGGAGCUGAUGGCAAACCCGUCGCUCAAGACUUCGAGUGGCAAUCUAAGGACCUUAAGGCGAAUAACGACACUGAUGACGGCUACAAUGCUGACUACCCUGCAAUCUUCAACAUCAUUCUUUGGUUUGUGGUUGUAAUGGCUUUCAGCCUCAUUGCUAUUGUCUAUGCUCUGGCUGACAUGGACCCAGGAAGGGACUCCAUCAUCUACAGAAUGACUAGCACAAGAAUGAAGAAGGAUAAUUAAAUCCUUCACUCUGUGUUAAAAGUUCAUAGCAGUAUUGUAUUAGAAAAUCCAGUUGAUCAACGUCAUGGAACCAAAAAAUCGAAUGUUCCAUCAAAAAUAAUUUCAAUAUUGUACAUAAUUUUGUUUAUUGGUCAUUCUGUAAUUAUGUAACAUAACAAGUAAAUAAUGUUUUAUAUAGUGUUAUUUUAGUUAUAAAUGAAUCAUUUGUUGAAUACCAAACCAUUGUUAUUUAUUUACAAAUUAAAUUAUAUAAAUGCAUACCUAGCCUAAGUAAAAGUACCAUAUACGCAAGUUUUUCGUAUCACAUCUUGGAUUAAUCUCUGCAUAAAUUGUAUUUUAUAAAAGCCGGUUUCCAUCCGGUACUAUUGAGUAGCUUGGUUUACAUUCCUGGUACGUAAAAUGAGUUGAAAAUGUUCUCCCAAGAUUUCGCCUAUUUUCUUGCGCGAAAACCAAGCUGUAUUGCUUUUUGCCGAGUGUGCAUGUCAAACACAGUUAUCAGUCAAUAGCUGUGUGGGAUAUAUUGCUGUUAUUUAUAAUUAAAAAUAAUUGUUCGGAAAUAAAUGUAAGUUCAAUUGUAGUUGUGUGAUUGUAUUCUAUAAACCGAUUGUGUAAAUAAACGUUAAUACCUAUA